CACGCGCCGCGCGAGGACCGCACUCGACAUGUCCGGCCCGGAGGAGGACGACGCCACGGAGAAGUUCUCCCUCGAGCUCGAGACGAAGCAGCUGGGCGAGCUGCAGGAGUCGCGCGACGAGCUCCUGAGCCGCGUGAGCAACCUGAAGCAAGAUCUCCAGGACUGGCGCUUCAAGCUCGAUAACCAGGUCAAGGCGUACCGCGGCGAGCUCGGAGAUCUGCGCAAGACGCUCAACUCGGAGGUGGCGCAGCUGCGCGACGAGUUCCAGGACUUGCGCGCGACGCUUCGACAGCAGCUGGAGGCGACCGCGGCGAUCGCGAACGAUCCCGCGGAGGCGCACGCGGACGAGUAGGCGCGACGAAGGGCGGGGGGAAUCGCUGCCGCGAAAGCCAACGGUUGCAGUGGGCGAACAAUAAGGCGCGGAAGGGAAAACUAGCAGCAUCAUCAGCACUAACUAACGUAGCGCGCCGGCGUCGACGGACGACCGGCGUUGUAUCACCAUCAUCGAGUAGCGCGUCG
Micromonas pusilla CCMP1545 is the source of this 519-nucleotide messenger RNA. RefSeq lists its product as uncharacterized. The record is from RefSeq and is a predicted model, not a curated record. The transcript has 2 exons. Lineage: Eukaryota; Viridiplantae; Chlorophyta; Mamiellophyceae; Mamiellales; Mamiellaceae. Bases 29 to 352 code for a protein of 107 amino acids.